This is a messenger RNA of Coregonus clupeaformis (lake whitefish), 3197 nucleotides long. RefSeq names its product homer protein homolog 1. Gene Ontology annotation, molecular function: G protein-coupled glutamate receptor binding. NCBI's taxonomy places the organism in Eukaryota, Metazoa, Chordata, Actinopteri, Salmoniformes, Salmonidae. The transcript has 9 exons. Gene Ontology annotation, biological process: G protein-coupled glutamate receptor signaling pathway; regulation of store-operated calcium entry. Gene Ontology annotation, cellular component: plasma membrane; dendrite; cytoplasm. The coding region runs from base 540 to 1604 and encodes 354 amino acids. The record is from RefSeq and is a predicted model, not a curated record.
CGGUCGAGAGAGCAGGGAACAGAGGGCGUAGAGAGGAGAGGAGAGCAGAGGAGAGGAGAUGAGAGGAGAGGAGAGGAGAGGAGAGAGUGCGCGCAGGGGGUGGACAGUGGGUACUGUGCGUUACCGAUCUACUGGACUUGUCAGGGGGCGUUUGGAGAGCAAACAGCGAAAACAACGAAAGAACAUCUCUCCUCUUCUCAUUUAGCCGACAAUUAUCUGACGGACACAUUUCUCUCUGUCGAACCUUCUACGGCGCUUCCGAACGCCGCUUCAACACUGAAUAGCUUAGGAACUGGCCAUGUGCAUUAAUCUCUAGUGAACGAAUAUUUUUCCUGCAAUGUGUAGUUUCACACUGUUGUGAAUGUGACAAUGCAGUAUAUGCCGUGGAAUUUCUUUCGGACGAGCUACGGUGAAGAGGCAGAAACACGCCUAUUAUAGAGGGCAAUCACCGCACCAAACCAACAGAAACAACGUCCAGAAUUUGGUCGGAGAACAUUUUUCAUCUGCUCAUCUGCUGAUUUGGUUUACCAACAAUAACAAUGGGGGAGCAACCGAUCUACAGCACGCAGGCCCAUGCGUUCCAGAUUGACCCCAACACCAAGAAGAACUGGGUGCCCACCAGUAAACAAGCUGUCACCGUGUCCUACUUCUAUGACAGCACCCGCAACGUCUACCGCAUCAUCAGCCUCGACGGCACCAAGGCGAUAAUCAACAGCACCAUCAGCCCCAACAUGACCUUCACCAAGACGUCUCAGAAGUUUGGCCAGUGGGCCGACAGCAGAGCAAACACUGUUUAUGGCUUGGGCUUCUCUACUGAACACCACCUGACCAAGUUUGCAGAGAAGUUUUCAGAGUAUAAGGAGGCAGCUCGUCAGGCCAAGGAAAAAAGUCAAGAUGGGAAGAUGGAACCAAACUCCCAGGAGUCGCCAGCAGUUGAACUCUCCUCACCUCUGACUCCUGUGACUCCUCCCGCCAUGGACAACAUCAAUGGGACAGAUGACCCCUGUGACAUAACACCCGAGCCCCGUCCUGAACCGUCUCAGAACGCACUGGCCUUCACACACAGCCCCACCAUCAAUAAGCACUGGGAGGCAGAGCUAGCAGCUCUAAAGGGGAACAAUGCUAAGCUAACAGCUGCUCUGCUGGAGUCCACAGCUAAUGUCAAACAGUGGAAACAACAACUGGCUGCCUACCAGGAGGAGGCCGAGAGACUACACAAACGGGUAACGGAGCUAGAGUGCCAGAGCACCCAGACCCCUGUGAUCAAAUCCCAGAAGACGGAGCUAAACCAUACCAUUGAGGAACUGGAAAGCACUCUGAAGGAUAAAGAAGAGGAAAUGGAGCGGAUGAAAGAGGAAGUGGAGAACGCUAACGUACUGCUACAGCAGAGAGACUUGUUGACACAGAAACUACAGGAGACGGAGUUGCAUGGGCGAGUGUUAGAGGAGCAGCUCCUGGGAGCUGAGCAGCGAUUGGAAGAGAGUCAGGAAGAGCAGGAGAACUUCAGGAAGAGCCUAAGGACCCUACUGGAGCUGCUGGAUGGGAAGAUAUUUGAGCUGACAGAGCUCAGGGACAGCCUGGCCAAGCUCAUAGAGGACAGAUAGAUAUUCACACACCACCCCCCACUGGCCAACACACUGAAUUACACAUACAGAGACACUCUGACCCCUACUGGCAGAGUCAGUGAACUACACACAUAGAGACUCCACAGGAUUGACAUGGCUCAUAGAGGUCAUAUAGAGCUCACAGACUCACAGCACCCCUUAAUGUUAGACAUACAGAACAGCACCCUCGCAGGUUAGUGCCCCCUUCUGCCAGACCCAUAGAACAACAAUAUACCCUGCUGCCAGACCCACACAACAACAUAACCCAGUGCUGAUGGUAUAGAACAGCACCCCCGAUUGGCUCCUAUGUGUAUUGUAACUGCACCCUCUCCUUCCAAAAUAACCUCCUGCAGCUGCUGCCACACUGCCCUCAGCUGUUGAACACACAGAACAGGUGCCCCAUGCUGACCCUGUGAACAUAUGUCUGAGCAACGACAUCCUUUGCAGACUGACCGAACAGCAACCCCUGCUGGUAGACUCACAGGAAUACGGCUUUACAGUUAAUUCAUUUACAGUAUUCAGUAUGUGGCCCAUGCAGAAUUAAAACCCACAAAUCUGGUGUUGCCAGCACCAUAUUCCAACACACUGAGCUAUUGAAAACUACAGACUACAGGAGAGCCCUCAAUCAACCACUGAAACCCACAGAGCAGGAGCAGGAGUAAUGUCCAAUACACAACCACAUACCUUGGCCUAGGACUUACAAAGGCUGCUGGAAGUUGGAGUUCUGUUUACAUUGAUAUUCAAGUCUUCUGGACUCGAGUAUGACUGAACUUUGCGCAAUAUGAAAAUAAUAUAGUAUACUAUCACAAGAGAAUCUUCCAGAUGCAUUGGUCAUGCUUUAUUUAGAACUCCAGGUAGCCUAGCGGUUAAGAGCGUUAGGCUAGUAACCGAAAGGUCCUUGGCUAGAAUCCCUGAGAAUCCCUGUUGCAAGGUGGAAAUAUCUGCUGUUCUGUCCUUGAGCAAGGCAGUUAAGCCUCAACAACAACUGCUCCCUGGGUGCAGAUGACGCCAAUUAAGGCAGCCCCCGCACCUCUCUGAUUCAGAGGGGUUGGGUUAAAUUUAUGUUGAAUGCAUUCAGUUGGGCAACUGACUAGGCAUCCCCUCUUGACUGGGAUAUUUCUUAAUGGUUUAUUCCUCCCUUUUUAUUCCACCAUUCCAACCCCAGAGACCUGGGCAAUGUUCCCUCUAAACUGCGCGCGUGCACACUUCUUCCAGGACUGCCGCGCAGAAGAAAUGCCAUGCUGUGCGCAGAGAUGCAAGAGAUUGAAAUUCACUGAGUUGGCCCUAUUAGUUUGCACUAUAUAGAUCAACGUUUUUUCUGUGAUCGAAUCAACAUUAUAUCAGGCCCUUUUCAAUGCAACAAACCAAAACAAAUCUAACUUUGCAAGAUUAAGUCUGUGAUUUUGUUGUAGGCAGAGCCAGAGCGCAACGGAGUAGAAUUCUAUUGGCGGGGUAGCCCACGAGCGGUCUUUUAAUCACCGGAGUGAAUGCACUUUUCAGAUUAGAGCGCAGAGCCGUGCGUGUGCACAUUUGUUGAUAUUCUUUGCUAGUUAGCUAGUUAUUAGCCCAGUUAUAGAUAAGUAUAGGUCAGCA